Molecule: messenger RNA, 1317 nt
Organism: Penicillium argentinense
Lineage: Eukaryota; Fungi; Ascomycota; Eurotiomycetes; Eurotiales; Aspergillaceae
Product: glycoside hydrolase family 43 protein
Exons: 2
Coding region: 1-1317 (438 amino acids)
Biological process (GO): carbohydrate metabolic process
Molecular function (GO): hydrolase activity, hydrolyzing O-glycosyl compounds
Source: RefSeq, a predicted model, not a curated record
AUGAGGAAUUUCUUCUCACCUGGGCGUCCGAGUGAGCCAAGCUCGCCAGCUGCCGUCAGCGCCCAACCUGACAAUCAACUCUCCGACACUGAAGGGAGCCAGGCCACAGUCGAGCCGAAACAGCUGGAGGCAAACGACGCCGCAUCAGAGAAGAAGGGCCUUCUCGCGCGACCAUGGACACGACGAGAUAUUGGCAUCCUCAGCUCACUGGUAUUCCUGGGACUGGGGCUUAUCGCAGUCAUCAUCGCGCUUCCAAUCGUCUAUACAAGAGACAUGAACCAGGACAUGGGAGAUGUGUACAACCUUUACAAUUCCAAACAUGAGGAUCCCAGCUACCACAUGAAGGAGAACCAUCCUGUCUUCGGCAUUCACAAUUUCCCCGACCCGGGACUCAUCGAACAUAACGGCACAUGGUAUGCGUUUGGAACGAACCCCAAGAAACACGACCCGAACACGAUCCACAUCCCAGUGGCUACGUCCACCAACUUCGUGAACUGGACUCUGCACCAUGACUAUGAUGCAAUGCCAACCAUCGGCAACUGGGAGAAGGAGGUCAACCACUGGGCCCCAGACGUGAUCCAGCGCGAUGAUGGCAAAUUUGUUCUCUACUACUCAGGACAAACCAAAAACUUCGACCGACACCACUGCAUCGGAGCCGCAGUCUCCACCAGCACCGAUCCCAUGGGCCCCUACAUCCCUCUAAACGAAUCCCUGGCCUGCCCCCACGAAUACGGCGGCGCAAUCGACCCCUCCCCAUUCAAAGACGCAGACGGCAAGCUCUACGUCGUCUACAAAGGUGAUGGAAACAGCGUCGGCCGCGGCGGCUAUUGCGGCAACAGCAUCAAGCCACUACACCCCGUCCCGCUCAUCCUGCAAGAACUGGAGUCAAACGGCUUCACGAAAGUCGGCGAGCCCAAGAUCAUCCUUGAUAUCGACGACUCAGAUGGCCCGCUCAUCGAAGCCCCGGAUAUCAUCCGCACCGACGAUGGGACAUAUUACCUCGCCUUCUCCUCGCACUGCUUCACGUCGCUGGGGUAUAACGUCAAAUACGCCCAUGCGAAGUCUGUUAAAGGUCCAUAUACCCGUGUUGAUCGCCCUCUCCUUCAAACGACUGAUUUCGGCCUCGAGGCGCCCGGUGGCGCUACACUUUCAAAGGAUGGGACGAAGAUGGUGUUCCAUGCGAACUGUGGCGGAUGGCGGUGCAUGUAUGCUUCUGCGAUUGAUAUUCGUUCUCACAAUAGUACGAUCGUCUUGGCUUCGCUUGACUUGGAGAUCUCCAAGAUCGGUACGACGACGUCUGUGAAUUUGACUUCAUAA